CGAGAGCCGGUCUGGCGCCAGACUCGAGCUCGAGGCCCCACCGGCUGGCCCCUCCAACGGCCGCGUCUGCAGGCCUCCAACAGCCUCCACUGCCUCGGCCUCUCCACUCCCGACGCCGCGUCGCAUCGUCUGCCCCAGCCCGGCGCCGCUUCCGUCGGCCACACGAGUCCCGGCCUCUGCUGGCCACACCACCGGCUCCAGCUGCAGCACCAACACGACCAACUGCACCUCCAGCUAAGGCUACAGCUACAGCUACAACUACAACUGCAAUUACAACUACAACUACAGCGUCAACAACAACAACAACAACAACAACAACAACAACAACACCAACAACAGCUACAACACCAACCUCAACAUCAUCACCACCAACAACAACAGCAACAGUCAGCAUGGUUGCCGAACUGGUCGGAGCAUCAAGUGGCGCCGUCCAGCCCCUGCACUCCGACGCUGUGCAGGUCCAAGUUGGUGAUGGGGCGACACGAUCUGAACGCCCGCUCCACGCGUCUCCCGUCCGGCCCGUCCGGUUCGUCGGCCGCGGUUCAACCGCGUCCCGACGGCUGCCUCCGCGGCCGGCGACUGCGCGAGGCCGGUCGCUGUCACACGCAGUACGCCCGUCCGGUCGGGAUGCCCGUUUGGCCGGGACUGGCGGCCACGGCGACGGCGAUGGCGACGGCGACGGCGAGGGCGGCAGAUGAGCCGAGCUUGCGCGGACAGUUGACCGGAUCUACGGAUCGGUUGGUGCCAGUGGAGCUCGAGAUGUCGGCCAAUCGUGGCCGGCCGGUCGCCUACGCCGAGCUCCGGCCUUGCAGUCCGGCCGGAUUAGAGCCGAGCCGACGGCGACGAGGAGUAGACGUCGUCGAGACGACGAAAGGCGACGCCAACCGAAUCGCAGCGACCGAGAGGCGGCGCCAACCGGCCGACGGAGACACCCUCGACAGGCCAAUUUGGCUCGCGACUGCGCUCAAAGACGACGGCGCCGGACUGGCGCCGACCGGAGACGCGAUCAGACCAUCGGGCCGCCUAGCAACCGGGCCAGUGAUGCGCUCCGGAUGCACCAGAGAGUGGCGACAGAGACGAGUAUGUCAGCUGGAGCCUGUCACGAGGCUGCAUUACAAAACUGGGACUAAAUGGUCCUUCUGCGAGGCCGUUACCACCGCAUCGGCGGCGGUUGCCACGAUGGCCAGUCGUUCACGCCGUCAAGCCUCUGGUCAUUGUGCACUAGUCACUGAACAUGCCAACAAGGCUUUGGUUACCUCACCUCACCUACUCGAGUCGUGCUUUCCUCGCGAUUCUCAUUAG
Protopolystoma xenopodis is the source of this 1302-nucleotide messenger RNA. The record is from the annotation of a GenBank genome assembly. NCBI's taxonomy places the organism in Eukaryota, Metazoa, Platyhelminthes, Monogenea, Polystomatidea, Polystomatidae.